AUGAACAACACCACAGCUGUCAAUGAGACAUCGCCAUUGCCUAAAAACAUAACCUCUUUCUCUAUAAUGGCCUGGGGAGUCGCAUUUGGAACAUUAGCAGUCAUGGCCAUAUUUGGAAAUUCAACCGUCAUUCUAGCGUUCAUUCGAAACUUAUCAUUACAUACGCGCACAAACUUCAUUAUAGUUGGACUAGCAACCGCUGAUCUACUAGUGGGUUUAAUCGCAGUCCCACUGUAUAUGAGUAUGAUGCUCCUGUACCAGAGACAUCUUCACAUCCCUAUGGUGUUGAGCGUUAUUUAUCAUGUAGUGGAUGUAUUUGGAGGUUUUGCGUCUAUAUACCAUCUGAUGUCAAUAAGUCUGGAGUGUUUUUAUGCUAUCGCGUACCCAGUGAGUCACAGAAAUUCAUCUAAAGUGGGAGUUUUAGUGAUCUGCUGGGUAACUGCUGGUACACUAUCCUUCAUUCACUCCUUCAGAUACAGUAACUACAACAUCCAAAGGGCUUUCUUUAUUCUGUUCUGUGUUUCCUUUACUGUAGCAUUUUUUGCAAAGUGCUUCAUGUAUCUUGGAAUGUGGCAAAAAGCAAAAGAAAGAAAGCUUGUAAGAAUAGGAUCAAGGAAGACACUUAAGAGACAGCAUUAUGACGUCAAGAUUGCCCUGUCUCUUCUUAUUGUAAUAAUAGUUUUCGCUGUUACAUGGUUGCCAUUUUUUUGUAUAAACACUGUUUAUUUUUUUCAGUCAGAUCGAAAACGCAAGAAAAUAUCGUUUAAAGUGAUUCUAUUUACCAAACUGUUGCACUAUUGUAAUUCCGCCAUGAAUCCAAUCGUUUAUUCAUUCAAAAUUCCGGGAUUUAAAAAUAUCUUUAUAAGUCUAAUUAGGAAAGAUCUGUCGAGAUCCCCAAGGACCUCCUUCAGCUUUUAA
Molecule: messenger RNA, 918 nt
Organism: Pocillopora damicornis (cauliflower coral)
Lineage: Eukaryota; Metazoa; Cnidaria; Anthozoa; Scleractinia; Pocilloporidae
Product: trace amine-associated receptor 2-like
Source: RefSeq, a predicted model, not a curated record